Messenger RNA from Saccostrea echinata, 1333 nucleotides. RefSeq lists its product as uncharacterized. Bases 131 to 721 code for a protein of 196 amino acids. The record is from RefSeq and is a predicted model, not a curated record. The transcript has 7 exons. NCBI's taxonomy places the organism in Eukaryota, Metazoa, Mollusca, Bivalvia, Ostreida, Ostreidae.
UAAUAUUUAUCUCAAUAUGUCAUAGAUUUGAAUAAUUGGACUGUAAACAAGUGAUUUUUUUAUUAGUUUUGUUCAAAUUGACCCUAAGUGCUUCCUCUCAUCGCAUCCAUGAUCACAGAAUUCUUAAAAUAUGGCCACAAGUUCACGGACAUCAAAUGCGCCACCAUUAACGGAAGAGCAAAUGGUGAAGGGUAUGAAGGAACAUUAUAAACAGAAAGAGGAAGGAUUGUCUCAGGUCAAACUUCAGGUGGAAAUAAUUUGGUCAACUAUUCAGAAAAGAUUUCAGCACAUUUGCACAAGAGAGAAGGAGAAUUUUACUGCUCCCUCCUUGACUAGUGAGGAUAAAGACCAGAUAUUGUACCUCAAUCAGCAACUGACCCAACUUUCUGACAAUCUUAGACGACUCGUGUCUGACGAGAAUCAGGAACAAAGACAUCUAGACUACAUCAAGGUGUACUGUCAGCAAUAUUCAAAGAAAGACAACUCUAAUUUCAUGAGGGAAAUUCAAGAGUUACAAGGAAUGCAUUCUGCAAACUGUUUACAGACAGAAGAAAUUGAGAACCACAUUAACAGAGGUAUCAGGCAUCUUUCCAAAAUCAAAAGAGCUCUCAAUGGUGAGGUGAAUGAAAAAGAAUCAAGAGGUCAAGGACAGGUCAAAAAUACCAAGGUCACUUACAGCCAAAGGAGCACGAUAAAAUCAGCUCUUCAGGAAAGAAACUAAUGUCAAAGAGAAUGUGAGGAGACACAAAUAUAUUGAUCUAAUUUGAAUUUAAUUUUAAUUAUAUUGAUACUUCUGCUUUAAUAGUAUUCAAAAGUUGUACACUUGAAUGAACACUGUGCAUGUAUGUCUUAUUUUGGCUUUAAACAAAUAUAUAUUUAUGCAUUUACACAGUUAUAAUCUGUCUACUUGGUCACACAGUAUAGAAGAUUCAACAUAUUUCUUCAAAGUUAAUAUUAAUAAUUUAAGGAUGUGUAAUUAUCUUUCUCGGAAAAUAAUUUAACCUCAUCUGUAUACAUAAUUAUGUAGUUUAAUAUUAUUAAGACACCAAACCAAUAAAAACAGUCAGAUAGUUAUUGGAAAUAUUUUUCAAUAUUCUAUUGAAUAUUUUAAUGAAUGUGCAAACUGCUGAUAUAUACUGUAACAUCAUCCCCCCAUAACAAUCCUGAAACUUUACUUUCUGGAAUAUUGAAAAAUAAAAGGUCCAUGUCUAUGUUUUAAGACUUAUGCAAGUAAAUAUACCCACGUUUUGUGCAUGCAUAUUUAUUUUAUCUCUAUCUUUUGUAUUAAUUUUCUUUAUAAUUAUUUGACUUAUGUAGAUGUGAUUAUGCAAUA